AUGAGCUGUGCGGAAGAUUCCGUGACGCGCCGCGAGGCAGCACCAACGCCAGCCGUCACAGGAGCAGACGUGCCGCGGCGCAGUGAUUCGGUUCCGGUUAUCUCCGCGCACGAGCUCACCCGCCGCUUCGUCUUUACGGAUCUGCUAGGGGAGGGAAAGUUCGGCCGCGUUUGGCGCUGCUUGGACCGCCACGGGCCCACCAGCGAGCCGCUCGCGUGCAAGCAGAUUCUCACCGCUCAUCUCACGGCGGAGCAACGGCUGGCGCUUCACCGCGAAAUCGCGGCACUUCAUUCCAACAGCAAUUCCGUCCAGGCGGUACACGCGCAAUGGGACUCGCCGCGAAACGCGCCGCAGAAGUCCGCGCGCGCGUCCAUCUUUCCGCACAGCCGUAGCGAUCCGUCAGGCAGCGUUGCCGAUGCUGCUGCUCGAGCUGCCGCCGCUGCUUCCCCUGCCGCCGUUGCCGCCGCCGCUGCUUCCGCUGCUGCUGCUGCUGCUGCGCGGGGAGUCACUUCGGCAUGCUCCGCGUCGCCGCCAGCGGGCGCAUGCACUGACGCGAGGGCUUCGCGGGCGGCCCUUCCUGCGCGAGCGAUCCCGCGGCCCCAGAUCGCGAUUCCGCGCGCUUACUCCGCUGCGGAGAUUAGUCCGCGCGCCUGUCAUGCCGCCGCGGGAAAAGUCUCUGGCGAGAGCGCAGCAGCCGCUUCUUCACGGGGCGGGGGAAAUGACGAGGAGGAAUCCGAUGCGGUUUAUCCGAGCCUGUUUGGUGGGGCUGCCGAGCCUGAGGUUCGGCUCGCGGAUUUCGGCAUGGCGUGUGAGGUGCCUCCAGGCUCGGCAAUCAUGGGCCUGGCUGGAAGUGAACCGUACGAGGCUCCUGAAAUGGUGGAGAUGAAACGUUACGACCAUCAGGCAGAUGUGUGGUCCCUGGGGGUUCUCCUGCACACCCUCCUCUCUGCCACGUGGCCAGAAUUCCCGGAUGGAAAGCGUGAGCUUGUGCAAGAGGAUUUGACGGUGCGCCCGUGGCCGUCGAUCUCGGAAGACGCGAAGGAUCUGAUCCGUCAGAUGCUGGUGGUGGAUCCGAAUGAACGGCUGGAUAUUCACUGCGUGCUUCAGCACCCGUGGUUGGUGAAAUGGAUGAGGAGGCAGAGAGGGCGGCCGCAGAGGGGCAAUCGAGAUGCUCCAGAAUCGCUUGAGCUGCAGGUGCAAGGGCGUGUGAAGGAGCAGCUGCCGCAACAAGUGCAGCAGCAGCAGCAGAAGCAGAAACUGACAGAUCGUAAAGGUGACGUCAUCGCCAACGGAUCCAGCGGCGCCGUUUUAGAAUGCACAGACAAGGAGACCGGCCAAGUGCUGGCCUGCAAAGUGAUGCUCAAGAACGCGCUGCGAACAGAAGCCGACAAAAACGGCCUGCGGCGCCGGCUGGAGAUCAUGAAGCAGGCCGGCGCGCACCUGAACGUGGUGUCGCUCGUGGGCGUGUUUGAGGACACGUGUGCGAUCUACGUGGUCAUGGAGCGCUGCCUAGGUGGCGACUUGCUGGAGUACAUCAGCAAAAUGGGCGCGAUUCCCGAGCCGCAGGCGGCUAUUAUGUUUCGGCAGCUCGCAUCGGCCGUCGCCUUCUGUCACGACUAUGGGAUCCUACAUCGCAACUUAAAGCCCGAGAACGUGUUUCUCACUUAUGGGACGGCGGACGACCUUAACUACGCGUCGCCCGCGCUUUCCUCCUGUAGCUCCUUCUCCUCCUCCUCCUCUUUCUCCAUCUUCUCCCCAUCACUCUCCGCCUUCUCUACCCCGCAAAGCUCCCCCGCGCGGCAUGCAAGCGCUUCCGCCUCCCCCUCCCCCUCGUUCAACUCCCCUUCCCCCUCUCCUUUCAGCAGAAGCUCCGCUGCUUCCCCCGCCCCAUCCAGCUCGCCCUCCCCCGUUGGCUCUUCCCCCAGCCUUCCCCUCCCUUCCCCCUCGCCGUCCGCAGCACCUUCCGCCUCGCGCGCCCAGAACCCAGAUUCCGGAGCGCUUUUUGAACCCAACUCCGAGCCCCCCGAUUCCUCCGCCUCUCCCCCCUCUGCCUCCGCCUCCGCCGCCGCCGCCGCCGCCGCCGCCGGAGCAGCAGAAGCAGCCGAAGCAGUAGCUGCAGACGACGUUCCCGACGCAGCCCUCCCUUCGUCAACGCCAGCCUUUUUCGCGUUCAAUUUCCAGGGCCCCUUCGUGCGACUGAACGACUUCACUCUGGCGACGCGUCGUCGCAGAGGGUCGUACGUGAGCGGCGCGGUUGGAAGCCUGCCGUACAAAUCGCCAGAGAUGAUUAUGAAGGGUCGGUCCAACGAGAAGGCGGACAUUUGGAGCCUGGGAGUUAUUCUCUACUCCAUGCUAUCCGCUCGGUGGCCCUUUUAUUCGCCUAAGAAGGCGGUUCUUGAGCGGAAGAUCCUGAAUGGCCACGUCGACUUUUCCGGUGAUCCCUGGCCGUCGAUCUCAGAUGACGCAAAGGAUCUCGUCCGUCGGAUGCUGGCUGUGAAUCCGAAUGACCGGCCGUCCGCUACGGAGCUUCUGAAGCAUCCGUGGGUGCUGAAGUUUCUUAUGGCGGAAUCUCAGGAGAGCUCAGGCGUGGUUGCUGGCGCAGCAGGCACAGGAGUUGGGGGAAGUGGGGGGGUGGCGGUGGCGCAGCAAGUGAAAAACGGAAAGUUAUCCGGGAGGGAGGUCACUGAAGAGGGCUUAGGCGUCCCACAAGACGUGCCCAGCACCUGCUCCCGCUUCUCAUUCAGUGACUCGCUGAUAGUCCGCGUAAGAUCUAAGGUCACCGAUUUAAGCUUGCUCUUACCCCGCCGCUCCUGCACCGUUUUCCCUCCUUCCCCCAUUCCCUCUACUCCGCUUCCCACACUGCUGGAACGGCUGAAAGCGCCGCCGCUGAAAUCGCUACAGCUGCUGGGUCCCUCCCACCCUUCUGAAAAGCUGUCAGCAUAG
This is a messenger RNA of Closterium sp. Naga37s-1, 2943 nucleotides long. The record is from the annotation of a GenBank genome assembly. Lineage: Eukaryota; Viridiplantae; Streptophyta; Zygnematophyceae; Desmidiales; Closteriaceae.